AUGUCGCUCCGCUGCUCCCGCUGCCGCCUGGCCGCCCUCCGCCGCCCAGCUCCCCACCCUCACAGCCUCGCGCCGCGCCCACGCACCGCCUCGUCGCCUGUCCCAUCAGCCGUCCACGAGAUGCUCUCCCGCCCGACCUGGUCCGUCCGUUCCCUGCGCUACGGCUCUCCCUCUGCUGCCGCGUCGACAGAGCCCGUUGCCACCACUACGCCCGCGCAGCUGCACCACCUCCUACGCCUCGCCGCCCUACCGCUGCCGGCCUCCAAGUACGACGAGGACGCCAUGCUCGCCACCCUCGACAGCCAGCUGCGCUUCGUCCGCGCCGUUCAGAGCGUCGACACCCGCGGCGUCGAGCCCCUGAGCGCCAUCCGCGACGAAACGGCUCAGGGCGUCGGCGAGAGGGCCCUCGGCCUUGCAGACCUGCGUCACGUCCUCGACAAGGAAGCCCUCGUCGGCCACUACAGGCGGCCCCGCAGGGUCAGAGAUGCGCCGCUGCCCGCACAGCCCGAUGCCGGCGAGUGGGAUGCUCUGUCGACUGCGUCCAGGAAAGCUGGCAAGUACUUUGUUGUGGAGAGCGGGCCAAAGGACGGCGGUGCAUCAUGA
This is a messenger RNA of Hirsutella rhossiliensis, 603 nucleotides long. RefSeq names its product glu-tRNAGln amidotransferase C subunit domain-containing protein. The transcript has a single exon. NCBI's taxonomy places the organism in Eukaryota, Fungi, Ascomycota, Sordariomycetes, Hypocreales, Ophiocordycipitaceae. The coding region runs from base 1 to 603 and encodes 200 amino acids. The record is from RefSeq and is a predicted model, not a curated record.